CUGUUUCCUCCCACUCCCGCCAUUAAAUUAAUCAAGCUGCCCUGUUUCUGUGUGUAUAUAAAAAUACGAGUGCUUGCUAGUCGGAGGCAAUUAAUUGUCAACCACAAGCUUUGCCCUGCCAAGAUUUUCUCUCAGGGAAAAGAAAAAAGAUCGAUGGAGGAAUCGAAUUCAAGGACGAGCCUACAUGAAAUGGAGACCUUGCUGGUCCCGUUGAGCGUGUUCGUAAUGGUGGGUUAUCACGCCUAUCUUUGGCACUACGUCAAGACCAAACCCUUCCUCACCACACAGGGAACCCACGCUAUAAUGAGGAAGCAAUGGCUGCUCGCCAUCAAACAGGGGGACGAGAAGAAGGAAAUGCUGGCGGUACAGAGCCUGAGGAACGGGCAGAUGGCGACGAUACUAUGCGGCACGGUGGCCAUCAUGAUCAACGUGGCGCUGCCGGCCCUCACCAACAACACAUACACCACGGGCCGACACCUGUCCCUGAUGCGGUCCCCGCUGUUCGGGUCCCACCAGUCCGGCGGGAUCACCGUGCUCAAGUACGGCUCGGCGUCGGUGUGCCUGCUGGCCAGCUUCCUCUGCAGCUCCAUGGGGCUCGGCUUCCUCAUGGACGCCAAUUUCCUCUUGGUCAACGCCGCCGGGAACUAUCGCUCCGGCUGCGGCGGCGCGGAGGAGGCGGCGGCGGAUCACACGGAGAGGCUGGUGGAGAGAGGGUUUAAGCUGGGGAUAUUGGGGAACAGGGUGCUCUGUAUCAGCUUGCCGCUGCUGGCGUGGCUGUUGGGUCCGGUGGCGAUGGCGGUGUCGACUCUGGCUCUGGUCUGGAUCCUUUAUUGCCUUGAUUUUCGAUCCCAGAUGAGGUAG
This is a messenger RNA of Linum tenue, 861 nucleotides long. The record is from the annotation of a GenBank genome assembly. Lineage: Eukaryota; Viridiplantae; Streptophyta; Magnoliopsida; Malpighiales; Linaceae.